UGCCUUUGACACGCCUAUCCUCUCUCUCUCUCUCUCUCCCCCCCUCUCUCUGUGUCUCUUUGGGCUAGUUAUCUUUCUUGUUUGUGCCGGCGGCUCUAUGCCCUAGGCCUCUCUCUUUCUUAUCAACCGCCGCCGCCGCUGCAACAAACUGUUAAUCGAAUCAAAAAUUUCAGGGCCUUAGCUGCUUUUGCUGCGCAUUGUGAACUGCUCCUGCUUUUUCAGAGCAUAAGAGAAAAGGAUGAUCGACUGCUAUGAUGUUAUUGUGAAGGAAUCAAGUCAAAUCGAAUUCAUUUUCACUUGUUCCAACUGAUCAGUUGAAGUUCGGUUUAAAUUUCUACUUUAAGAAAUGGAUCGGUGUGACACGUCAGGAUUUGUUAGUGGGGGUGGGAUGGAACCUUUAGGAGACAUCUAACCCUAGUUUUGUAGAUAAUAUUCUUCACCCGGAAGUCAGGCAGACUGUUCUGUUGCAAUUGAGAUUAGGUUUGGUAGCAUUGUAACUAUUCAGCUUUUAUUUCAUGGAUGCCAGGUGCGGGAACUUGGGGUUUAGCUCAAAUUGUUCUUCAAAUGCAUUCAAGAUUUUGGUAAAUUCGGGGCAUGUUGCGGGAGCUGGAGCUGUAGCUGAGUGUGGCACAGAUACUGAUUUACGGCUUGAUUCUCCUGGUUCUUCUAUCCCUUACAUGUCCAACUCAAAGGGAAUCAAAAGGAAGUGGGGAUUGAUGGAUGGGUCCAUGGGCCAACUAGUUGGCUCUUCACUGUCUCUUGGGCUUGGCUGUUCAUCAAGCUCCUCAGAUAGCAAGGGGAGUUCAGCAACUGCUUGCACUACAAUGUCUUCAGCCAAAGAAACGGACGAGGAGUCCUCAAUGGAUAUUGAAUUGGACUUCUCGCUCCAUCUCAGUGGUGAGAAGGUACCCAGCCCCAAAAAACCUGCUAGUUCAAAUUUGAAAGCACUGGAAGUGCCACUCAAGGUUGAUUUGGAGUUAAGUCUCUCUACUGGGCUCGCUGAAUCCGACAUCACUAGUGUCCAUCCAGAUUCAACUCUGUUUCAUUUGGGAAUGGAGAUGCCACCAAUUGUUGGUGGGGCCCAAAAUUCGGAUGAAGGAUCAACAUCAGGUCGAUGGAAACCAGGGAGUAUUUUGCCGUUGGUGCAGACUCCAAUGAACCCAGCAGCUAGCUUCCUUUUCAACCCAGUUCCCAAAAAAAUUGAUCUAACUCCUAUUGUUCCAGACUUCUCAUCAAGUAUAUUAACAACACCAAACAGCUCAGUCACCUGUACUUCCGGGAUAACACAGCAGCAACAGGCACAACAUCGUAGUGGUAGUUCUAAGACAUGUCAAGUUGAGGGAUGUGGAAAGGGAGCCAGAGGUGCUUCUGGCCGUUGUAUUUCUCAUGGAGGUGGUCGUAGGUGCCAGAGGGCUGGUUGCCACAAGGGAGCAGAGGGUCGGACUGUGUACUGCAAGGCUCAUGGGGGCGGUCGGCGAUGCGAACACCUUGGGUGCACAAAGAGUGCAGAAGGGCGAACAGAUUUCUGUAUUGCCCAUGGCGGUGGUCGGAGGUGCAGUCAUGAUGGUUGCACUCGAGCUGCCAGAGGAAAAUCGGGAUUGUGUAUCCGGCAUGGUGGUGGCAAGAGAUGUCAAAAAGAAAAUUGCACAAAGAGUGCAGAAGGCCUCUCAGGUCUUUGCAUCUCACAUGGAGGUGGCCGCCGAUGCCAAGCUAUGGGAUGCACCAAAGGGGCACAAGGGAGCACAAUGUUUUGCAAGGCUCAUGGUGGGGGAAAACGGUGUACGGCUCCAGGGUGCACCAAAGGAGCUGAGGGGAGCACGCCUUACUGCAAGGGCCACGGUGGAGGGAAAAGAUGUGCAUUCCAAGGUGGUGGGGUUUGUACGAAGAGUGUGCAUGGAGGUACCAACUUCUGUGUGGCACAUGGGGGUGGUAAGAGGUGUGCUGUGCCUGAGUGCACAAAGAGUGCGAGGGGAAGGACAGAUUAUUGUGUCCGUCAUGGUGGGGGGAAGAGAUGCAAGUUUGAUGGGUGUGGAAAGAGUGCACAAGGAAGCACUGAUUUUUGCAAGGCACAUGGUGGAGGAAAGAAGUGUUCUUGGGGCCAUCCUGGAUCAGAAUAUGGCAGCCAACCUGGUGGCCCUUGCAAUUCCUUUGCCAGGGGCAAGACAGGUCUCUGUGCUCAUCAUAGUGGCCUGGUUCAGGAUAAGAGGGUUCAUGGAGGUGCUACCCUGGGACCUAUGGUUCAGGACCCUAAUCUCAUCCAGCCAGAGAAGGAGGUCAUCACUGAGGACAUGAAUGUUGAUGUCCUAAAGAUAGGGAGCAGCACGGGAACUUUGGCCGGCCGAACGUACUCUGAUUUGAAACUCUCGGUUAGGGAAGGAAACAUCCCAUCAGUGCCAGUAUAUAUUCCAGAAGGUAGGGUGCAUGGGGGAAGUCUGAUGGCGUUGCUGACAGCCGGUUCUGAUCUUGGCUCAAGCAAGGGUAAAGGUGUAGUUGUUACUUCAUCAGAGCCAAUGAAAUCUUACAUGACGCCUCGUGGCUGGAUGUAAGGCUCUACUUUCUCUCCCUUGCUCUUCAUAUGAUCCCGGUGGCUGGUAGCUAGAGUUGCUCAGCAUGUUUGUGUCCUUUGCUUCUAGUUUGUUCAGUGGUUUGGUAAUUAGAAGUAGUUCUCAUUCAUUGGUUCAAAUGGAGAGAACCCCGUAAAUGCUUUGACACCUUCCGUUGUAAUAGUUGGGGAAAAUCAAGUUAGGAGAUAGUUUGCAUUUCGAGUCAGGUCUCUGGUGUUCUUUCCUGUAAAUAUUAAUAUUUAUAUCUGUCCAGCAGGUUAUUGUGAAUACAGGUUACUACCUGUAAGUUUGUUCAGUUGGUCAGACAUUGUGGUUGUAAUAAAGCCUUUACCGGGAUCAUAUUUCCUGUA
Corylus avellana is the source of this 2914-nucleotide messenger RNA. Its product is annotated as WRKY transcription factor. The record is from RefSeq and is a predicted model, not a curated record. NCBI's taxonomy places the organism in Eukaryota, Viridiplantae, Streptophyta, Magnoliopsida, Fagales, Betulaceae.